Molecule: messenger RNA, 2642 nt
Organism: Pipra filicauda (Wire-tailed manakin)
Lineage: Eukaryota; Metazoa; Chordata; Aves; Passeriformes; Pipridae
Gene: NANS
Product: N-acetylneuraminate synthase
Exons: 6
Coding region: 58-1137 (359 amino acids)
Biological process (GO): carbohydrate biosynthetic process
Molecular function (GO): N-acylneuraminate-9-phosphate synthase activity
Source: RefSeq, a predicted model, not a curated record
GCGGGCGGGCGGAGGAGGCGGUGCCGUCUCAGCGAGUCGCAGUGUCGGCGUGUCACAAUGCCGAGGGAGAUCGAGCUGUGCCCCGGGCGGCGCGUCGGCGGCGACCAGCCGUGCUUCAUCAUCGCCGAGAUCGGGCAGAACCACCAGGGCGACCUGGACAUCGCCAAGCGCAUGAUCCGCAUGGCCAAGGAAUGUGGAGCAGACUGUGCUAAGUUCCAGAAGAGUGAACUGGAGUACAAAUUCAACAAGAAAGCCUUAGAAAGGCCCUACACCUCUAAACACUCCUGGGGAAAGACCUAUGGGGAGCACAAGCGCCACUUGGAGUUUAGCCAUGACCAAUACAGAGAGCUAAAGAAGUAUGCAGAGGAGAUUGGCAUUUUCUUCACAGCUUCUGGCAUGGAUGAGAUGGCUGUGGAAUUUCUUCAUGAGCUGGAUGUUCCAUUUUUCAAAGUAGGAUCAGGAGAUACAAAUAAUUUUCCAUAUUUGGAAAAGACUGCAAAGAAAGGUCGCCCAAUGGUGAUUUCCAGCGGCAUGCAGUCCAUGAACACAAUGCAUCAGGUUUAUCAGAUUGUGAAGCCCAUCAAUCCAAACUUCUGCUUCCUGCAGUGCACCAGUGCUUACCCACUUCAGCCAGAGGAUGUCAAUCUCCGUGUUAUAUCGGCGUAUCAGUCAGCUUUUCCUGACAUCCCCAUUGGCUAUUCGGGACAUGAAACUGGCAUAGCCAUUUCAGUGGCAGCUGUUGCUAUGGGUGCUAAAGUAGUGGAACGCCACGUGACCCUUGACAAAACAUGGAAAGGAAGCGACCACCAGGCAUCUCUGGAGCCAGACGAACUGGCGGAGUUGGUGAAAGCCAUCCGUACUGUGGAAAAAGCAAUGGGUUCUCCAGUCAAACAACUCUUGCCCUGUGAAAUGGCUUGCAAUGAAAAGCUGGGGAAGUCUGUUGUGGCGAAAGUGGCAAUUCCUGAAGGUGCCGUCCUGACACUUGACAUGCUGACCGUGAAGGUGGGAGAGCCGAAGGGAUUUCCCCCGGAAUCCAUCUUCGAUCUGGUGGGCCAGAAGGUUAAAAAAAGUAUCGAAGAAGAUGAAACCAUCACUGAGCAAGUAGUGGAAAAUCAUGUAAAAAAAGUGAAGUGCUAAACCAAAGCACUCCAUGUUUCACGCUGUACUACUGCACAGCAUAUUUAAGAGUAGCAAAGAAAGGGGCAUAAUUAUGGGGAUCCAAGCAGGUUAGCAUUUUCAGGUUCUCAUUAGUAGGAAGUUUCUGAAGCAAGGGGAUAUAAAUUACGAAGAGCAUUUUAUUAGAAACUGUACAGCAUUGUGCCUAAGAAAUACCAUGCUCCUCCCUUCUCCAUUCUACUUAACCUAGAUUAAUUCGGAGUUUUGUCAAAUCUGAGACCACAGUCUGUGCUUUCUGGCUUCCUUUUUCUGCUAAGAAUACAGUAAAUCAUAAGAAUUUUUCCUACUAGAAAACUUUCUACUAGAACAACUUUUGAGUUGUUCUAACCCCUUAUCUUUUGAUGUUCCUUUCUUUUCUGCCAUUUGCCUCACCCCCAUAAUAGCAGGACUCUAGCUGCAGUUGAAGGCAGCUAAGUGAGAGUUCACAUACCCUGAACAGAAAACUACACAUGCAACCUGAUGAAUUUUUCUCGAGAUGAAAGCCUUAAGAUGAAAAGUCUUGUGAUAAAACAGUGGGUUGCAGGAAUCUGCACUCUGUGGGAAAAUGGGCUUCUUGAGAAAUGUAGGUUUUCAAGAGACAGUACCAAGAAAGGAAGCAUACUGGAUAUGUAGAAAGGUCCCAUUUAAGGGGCAGGGGAACAUUUUUGUGAACUGAAAGGCAGGAGGGCAAGCCAGACAGAUUAAGCAGGUGAGAAAAGUAGCUCUGAGAUGAAUCAGUGGAAAUAAACCUAUGCUUUAAAAUUUGUCAGAAGCAUCUGUUGUGAGCUGAGUGAAGACUAGAUCUUAAAUCAAUUCUGCAGAGCAUUUGGAUACCUCUGUUUGGACCUCGGGAGGGGGUGUAACUUCUCGGGUAGGAAGCCAAGUGCUGGUGAAGAUUGAACAGCCCUUUUCCUGUACUAACAAGCAAAUACAUUAUGUUAGGGUUUUUCCCUCAACACUGGAGUUUGAGAUGACCAAGGCUGACUGCCUGACCACAUCACAUCAUUAUGUGAUGGUCAGUGCACCUCUUGUGUGCUCUACUCUUGCGUCCCAGCUUCUCACUUUCCAAGUAAGAAAUGCAAUCCCACUGCUGUGAGCCUGCUGCUUUUCCCUGUGACCAAGAAGGAGCCAUAUGGAAGCAGCUGCAAACUGGGCAUUCCCCAGUUACCUCUGAGCACAGAACUGCUUCGGUGUAAUUCAUCUGCUUUUUUUUUUCUGUGGUGGAAUCAUUUACUAGUGAUGGUUACUUGGAACUUGCUACUUUUAUUUUCAUCACAAGGUGGUGAAGUACCUAGAAUUUGGUGGUGGGUGUUUCUGUACCUGUGAGCUGUUCACUUUCAAAAUGUUUACCCUUCUGCAAUUCUGAGGAAACUGUACUCAUAUCUUCAAAUGGGGAAGCAGAGAUUGAGUCAUGUGCUUGAACAUACAUGAGCUGUGACUGAUACAGUAUGCUUGCCUUACAUUAAAAAACUACUCAAUUGUUAAAA